AUGAGUGCACGGACGAAGCGCAAGAACCUGCAGAAGCGCAAGAAGCGGCGACUGUUUGCUACUAUUGCAGCCGAGAUAAAGGCUAAUGAAGAGGCCCAGUGGACGUUGGACAAAGAGGAACUGGACCUGAUGAGGAACGAGGAAGAGCGGCAACGAACGCAUGAGCAAUGGAAAAAGGCGGUCGAGAAAACCAUGGCUACUGCAAUUGCGCGCCAAAGGAUUCUGGAGCAACGGCAGGAGUUGAUCUUGUCUCUACGACUGCAACUGCAGCAGACGUCCGAACGAUAG
Messenger RNA from Hyaloperonospora brassicae, 288 nucleotides. The record is from the annotation of a GenBank genome assembly. NCBI's taxonomy places the organism in Eukaryota, Oomycota, Peronosporomycetes, Peronosporales, Peronosporaceae.